Molecule: messenger RNA, 1260 nt
Organism: Carassius auratus (goldfish)
Lineage: Eukaryota; Metazoa; Chordata; Actinopteri; Cypriniformes; Cyprinidae
Gene: cd9a
Product: CD9 molecule a
Exons: 8
Coding region: 136-822 (228 amino acids)
Cellular component (GO): plasma membrane
Source: RefSeq, a predicted model, not a curated record
GUGCGCGCGCUACACACUCACUCACACGCGCGCGUAAAGUCAGACACAGCCGCACGCGCAAGCCGCCAGCGAGACACCGGGACACAGACGGAUCUUUCACUUUCAUUGAGUAUUGUGUGAGGACAGACUGCUGCGAUGGCGGCGUUGACCGGAGGAGAGAUGUGCGUCAAGUAUCUGAUGUUCGUCUUCAAUUUCAUCUUCUGGAUUGCAGGGACAGGCGUCUUGGCUGUUGGACUCUGGCUGAGGUUUGAUCCCAAGACUAAAAGCUUGUUUGAAGGAGAGAACUCACCUUACGUCUUCUACACAGGAGUGUACAUCCUCAUUGCAGUCGGCGCGCUGAUGAUGGUUGUUGGAUUUUUUGGAUGUUGUGGUGCCAUCCAGGAGUCCCCUUGCAUGCUGGGAUUGUUCUUCUUCUUCCUGUUGGUGAUCUUUGCGGUCGAGGUGGCUGCUGGAAUUUGGGGCUUUUCCAACCAGACAAAAGUUACUGACGAUAUAACGACUUUCUACAAGGAAACAUACAAAAACUACCAACAAACCAAACAACCAGCUCUGAAGGAAACACUCCGCCUCAUCCAGCAUGGACUUAACUGCUGUGGACCACCAGCAAACUCUAAGGAUGAUCUUGAAGGGACCUGCCCAGGAAAAGGACCGCUUGAUUUUCUCAUUGCAAAGAGCUGCCCUGAUGCCAUUGAGGAAGUCUUUAGCUCCAAACUUCAUAUUAUUGGAGGCGUUGGAAUCGGCAUUGGAGUGAUCAUGAUCUUCGGCAUGAUCUUCAGCAUGAUGCUGUGCUGUGCCAUCCGGAAAACCUGGGAGAUUGUGUGAGGGUCCGGUUGCCUGGGAAACUGCCAGUAUAUUUGUGUUGCAUGAUGUCUGUCCCAAAGCACUGUCUUGAACAUGACCUCAUCAGCUAAAAGCCAGUUAGCUCACUGCGUCAGGCACUCGAUCUCUUCACGUCUCUGACUGACUGGAAUUCACUCUUUUUCUUAGUGCAGCUGUAUCACUGCUCACCAGUAAUGAGAGAAAAGGCUUGGUUUAGCAUUCCAAGCCCAUUUGAAAAGGCCUUUAUAAGUCUUACUUUUUAUAUUUUUUUAUCGUUCAUAAUAGAUUUUAAGGAUUAACCAUUUGUUCGCUUUAUUGUACUCGCUGUACUGCGUGAUAUGAAUUGUUCUUGAACUUUUCUAAUGUUUUGUUUCUGACUUGUAAAUGGGGUCGGGUGAUUUAGCCACAUACGGCUCAAAUAAAAGCCAAAUUAUUCAUGCA